Molecule: messenger RNA, 1041 nt
Organism: Penicillium paradoxum
Lineage: Eukaryota; Fungi; Ascomycota; Eurotiomycetes; Eurotiales; Aspergillaceae
Exons: 1
Coding region: 1-1041 (346 amino acids)
Source: RefSeq, a predicted model, not a curated record
AUGAAUUUAUUCCGCACAUAUCUGGCGCUGUUGAUGGCUGGGAAAUACGGGGUAGAUGCGACAUUUUUCUCGAGACCAUCUGUCUUCACCAAUAGUGAUACCGCAGAAGGGCUCCAUACAACCACCGUUCAGUAUGAUGGGAAGAACCAUAUCUUCCUACCCCAAAAGAACUACGAUGGCUGGGUCAAUCCCGAAGAUCUGGCUGCAAUGCCACAGUGCAUCGCUCAACAAGAUCAGUCUACCUGGCUAAAUGCCAUGACGAGAUGCACCCGCAAACGAUGCACUUCCCACUUCGGAGUUAUCUGUACCCACCACCAAUGGCUGAUUCAGCUCAGCUGCCUUAGCACUUCGUUCUCCCCUAGUGUUGUCGAAAGUUAUCUCGCAUACUGUGGCAGAUCAGUUCUCGCCAAAGCGCAAUUAUAUCGAUGGAUUCGUAAUAUCACCGGUCGCACGUGGCUCGUCGACGUCGGUGACACGAAUGAGCUACAAUAUCUCUCCCCGGCCUCUUUACCUGAAGGGUACGCAGCUGUUGACGUGGUUCACAAUGCGCCGAAAUGUCUGACCGCCUCAAAUUCUGCUUUAUCGAUGGAACCAUUUCAGCAUGUAAUGUCCUCCUGUGGCUUCACAGGCACUACCCAGCACACCGGAAAUGCUGCUCGUCCUUGGGAAUACAGUGAAUUCCUGAAGAGCAUGAUCGCUCUGGAUCUUGAAACCGUUGGUUACGAUCUUGUCCGGCGACGUAUCACAGAUGGUGACUAUUUUGAUAAAUAUUGCUUCUGUAACAGCUUCACUUUAGAUCUCAAAAAGGAAACCUGUUCAGGGCCAGGAGAAUUGGAUUUCACGAAGGAGCGUCUAUGGAUUAAUGCCACGUGUGGACCAACAUCCUUACCUAAUGACUGGACGGAUACACUCAAAACCACACAAUUCGCAUACAUUCCUAUCGAAGAUUGGCACUGGCCCAUGUGCGUCGCGGAUAUGCCGAGGCAGACUAUAAAACAGGCAAAUCGCUCACUAGGUCACCAGGUCACUAGGUCGUGGUAA